AUGCCGCCGAAACGACUUGUAAGGAGAGAUGACGGGUCGGAAUCCGACACGAGCAACGAUUUCAACAGAACCGUAGUAACAUCACCGAACAUUACAAUGUCCGAAGAGAUGCUCCAAGCACUUAUUUCCAAAAUCACACAAAGUCAAAUGGAAGCAAGUCGUCUGUUGAUCGAAACAAUGUUGGCGAAUAAAGACGCGCCAAGCCCCUCAUCGCCACCGCGGCCACCCGAGACGCGCGACGUAUAUACCGCACGUCGAGCGGGUAAUUUCGCGAAGUGUACAGCGCGAUUCGACGGGUCUACAAAGAACGCGGAAGCACUCGAGGCAUUCAUUGACGCUAUCGAGAUAUACCGUGACUGCACCAACAUCAGCGACGAACACGCGCUGCGAGGGCUGCCGAUGUUGCUGGUUGGCGAGGCCGCCGUUUGGUGGCAAGGCGUCAAAUCGUCGGUGACGUCAUGGACCGAUGCGUUGCAGCGUCUUCGAGGGAUGUACGGAGUGCCGCGACCCGGAUACAAGAUAUUUAGAGACAUUUUUCGUGCCGAACAAAAUAGUGAACGUGCUGAUGUGUACAUUAAUAAAGUGCGCGCGUUGACAUCGAAGUUACCCUAUGUUAUACCAGAAGAGAUGUUAUUAGAUAUAGUUUAUGGAUUGUUAGAUCGUAGAAUAAGGAAGCGUGUGCCUCGCGACGCGGUGUCCGAACUAGAACAGCUUGUAGCUAAGGCUAGGUUAGUCGAAGAGUCGUUAGCGGAGGUAAAUAAUCCUUCCUUCACGGUCGAUAGUAAUCAAAAUAACAUAAAUAAUGUUAACCCUUCUGUCGUCACACGGGAACGUUCGAGCACAGACAGUAACCCUACAAUUACAGUAGGCGAUUCGAGUAGGUCAAAUAAACUCGACGAUAGGUCGGCCGAUGAAUUACUGAGUGACAGCUUACGUAAGCCUGUAGCUCACGAACAUGAUGCUAAUGGUAAAACAAAAAGGAAUAGGCCCAAAUGCACAAAUUGUAAACUCUUCGGUCAUACCGCAGAUAGUUGUCGCAAUAAAGAUAGAAGAAAUAUCUCCUUGGACAACUCCGGUAGAGUUCCCAGGGUAAGUUGUUAUGGUUGCGGUCAAGAAGGAGUAGUGCGAUCAAAAUGUAGCAAUUGUAACAAGCUAGACUUUCAUAGCGUUCACGUCCAGGACAGUGAGGGGUCACGUCCUUUUGUAGAGAUUCAGGUAGCGAACCGAAAUGGGGUCGCCAUCUUGGAUACGGGAGCGACACACUCUAUCGCGGGGUCUAUGUUAUACGAAUUGCUCAUAAAAGCGGGCACGAGAUUUAAGAAAACAUCUCGUAUCGUAGGACUCGCCGACGGGACACAACAGUUGCGAACCGCACUCGAAUGUGAUACGGAGGUAUCUUUACAGGGUCGUAUUAUACCCAUUACAUUCAUAGUAUUACCAGACGCGCAAACUAGAACAUUGCUAGGGGGAGACUUUAUCAGGAAGGCCGGUAUCUUAUUAGAUUUACCGCAGUGCAAUUGGCGAUUCAAUAACGAACCACGUGUUUGGUACUCAUUCCACACUAACUUUGAAUUACCUACCGGUGGCCAGAGGGUGCUAAAGAAGGUAGACGUACGUAGUGAUAGGAAUAGGAAAAGUACCAAUUCGACAAUAAAUCAGAGAGUUCAACUUGGUACUCUGUCUAUGAACCGAACCCGGUCACCCAAUAAGAAACCCCGACGUGCAAAGGUCGAGAAAUUAAACGUAGCCGGCGUUCCGUCUAGGGGGAGGGGGUGGUUCGAGCGUAGUUUUAUCACACAUGCGUUACCCGGCGGAUUAGGGAUAGAAAAAAAACGUUUCGUAG
This is a messenger RNA of Spodoptera littoralis (African cotton leafworm), 1843 nucleotides long. The record is from the annotation of a GenBank genome assembly. Lineage: Eukaryota; Metazoa; Arthropoda; Insecta; Lepidoptera; Noctuidae.